Molecule: messenger RNA, 581 nt
Organism: Clonostachys solani
Lineage: Eukaryota; Fungi; Ascomycota; Sordariomycetes; Hypocreales; Bionectriaceae
Source: the annotation of a GenBank genome assembly
CGACCCCGGCUAGAAGUGGAAGAGAGAACGAUAUGAGGCACGACCGUGUUCAUUCAAAUCUGACAUGUCACGAUGAUGGCAGAUGUCGACGGAUGCGAAACAAGUGUGUCCAUGAUCAGAACAACCCAUACUGUCGAAGCUGCAGACUGGCUGGAGUAGAUCCAAAGGACUGGUACGCACUCCUCCAAGCUAUAGGCUUCUGCAUAUGGGGGGAAUGGGAUGUUAAUUGGGAAAUAGUGUCUAUCCUGUACGCGGUGAACCCGACAUUGAUCGGCAAUUUCGACACGCACGCGUCCGGGAUCCUAAGAUCAAGGCUUCUAAUCGGCGACAGCAAAGGCGACACCAGCAACACUUCGAGGACUCACAUCACAAAUGCGGAGCUAGCUGACACAUGUGAGCUUCCACCGACGGAAGAACUUGUCGAGGCUGUGGGCUGCUUCUGUAAACAUUCGUUUCAACUCAGUUUUAUACCUAGAGACGAGUUUUGCAGCAAAUUACGCGACAAUCCUGAGUCUAUCAACUCAUUUCUCUCUCCUUAUGAGUAUUCUCACCGUAUCUACCAGACUAAGUCCACUAGCAGU